AUGAGUGGGGCCAAACCUAUUAUUGCACAUCGUCUACCGGUAUCCGUUCUUGUCAAUGAAGAAGGACUGAUAGCGCCAGAAGCCAUUGGCCCGAGCAAGUUUGCGGUAACGUGGUCUGCUGAACCUCCCCCUCCUGUACUUGCACCUCUUGUACAAGCUGCAGAGCGCCAAGUUGUCCUCAGUUCAUCUGACGGGGAAUCUGAUUUUUCAGAGAAAGAUAUCUGCUCGUUGGGAGAGAAGCAAUCACCGGCCGAGCUUUCUGACGAAUUUGAAAGUUCGGUGAGCCAACGCAUUCGGCUUCAGCAACUCGCUGGGCCUCACCACCACGAUGAAAAUCCGAUUAUUCCACGUUUUUCUCCCCUUCCCACAGAUGCCACCGUCGAAUCCUCUCGGUUCCACGAACUUUCAUUGGAACUCGCGGACUCUGUUCAGAUGGUCGUCCAGACGCUUUUACAAGUCUCGCCAACACAAAUCCUCGACCCGGCGAAAGAGCAAUUUGCAGCUUGCUCCCUCUCGGUCCCCACCGCCUGCAUGUCUGCCGUAUUCACGACGAUGAAGAACCUCAAUUACAUUUCUGCGAAUAUGUCAGAUCUAUGUGCUGACACGUUCAACCCUGCUCAUUCCAGCAAUUCUACUUUGAAAGCCCGCCGAUUGACUUUGCCUGGACCACCUGUUACUGCAGUCACCGACUUUGACAUUGGGGAGAUGCUGCAAGGAGUUGGAGAUGCAUCGAGUGGGAGGGCUGCUGAAGUUGGUGUAGAUCUGGUCUUAUUCCAUGGUGACGUCGGGAUGAGGCACGUUGCGGUCAAGGGGGGUAGAGUUAUCGCUUCGUCAAGCUUUUUGGGCUUAAAUAUGUCACCCUCCACAGAGAGACCAAAUUCGACAGCCAGUGGUGUCUCUUCGCCCAUCCCCAUAGAUGAGGGUGAAACCUUGCACUGCACGUUCGAAAUCCAUCACCGUUUUCAUUCGCUGGAUGUGCCAACGGAUGUCACGACGCCUACCAAAACAAGCCCUUCUGGGGUUCCAGAGCGCCGAGAGCCGACCUUUGAUUCAAUGCUGUUCCGCAGGUUACUUCUUCGAUGCGGCGCGUCGCUUUCAUCCGAGGUCCCUGAUGACAUAAACCUUGAACUUCAGCGCGGUUCGCCAGAUGCGAUUAUUGCUAAAUAUUCUGCAAUUGGGGUUCGGUUAGGAACGGAGCCGUCUCUCGAAGAGCUUGCUCAAUUCGCUGAAACUUUGCGCGGAAAGAAGGUCACCUUGUAUGCAAGCACCGCAAGCUCCUUUGCACAUCACCUGACGAGCUAUCUCACUGCUUGGGGGUUGGAUGUCAGUCACUUAUCGUCAGAGGCUGACGUCGAUGGCAGUCCAGGCGCUAAUGAAGCUCCUGCCCCUCCAUGCCGAGAGCGUGGAUCGCAAGAGCCUCGAGCCCCAUCCGCGAACGGCACUCCACGCUUAGCUCCGUCGUUGUCAUUCGUAAUGAUCGAUGACGAUGUCUCCGUUCUUCGGGAGAGGUUGCGCAAGUACAGAGCAGAGCAGCCAAUACCUCUCAGCAUUCACUCUCGGAAACGACCAUCUCUAGCUGCUCACCACCGCCCAAAGUCAUCGCCACAAGUAGCCCGUACUCUAGGCUUCGGAUCACAGGCCCCACCGCAACAAACACCCGUAGUAGUAGUUCACUUCACCAGCCUAGCCAAUUACAAAUUGGUCAAGGAGAUCAUACAAUUCGAUCUCGCUUCUCACUCCUAUCCAGCAUGUCCACCCGAAGUUAUGAUUAUUCCUAAGCCCGCGGGUCCACGCAGGUUCCUCACUGCGCUGCACACUGCUGUUACUAAGCCUAUCGUCGAUCCAUUCUUUGCCCCAAUUGCUACCUCACCACUGAGCCCUGGUUUGCACAGUUCUCCCUUCUUCAAUUUAACUCAGACAAGCCCCAAAUCCCCUUCUUCUCGUCCAUCGAAUUCAUCACGAUCCAACUCCGAGAAAUCUACGCGAUCUGCAAGGGACAGUACAAGUGAACAUCACUCGCACGCACCUCCAUCACCCCUCGGUCUCGCGGAUAACAUGGAGUAUUUCCCUGAAACUCAUAGCCCUGUAAGGCUUGGUCAGACACCAUCCUCCGGACUUGUAAUUUCGAGCCCCGACGGACAGCCAACAGGCAUUAUCUUCCAACCGCUCGAUCGGGAUAAGCCGCAGUUUCUACUAUCCAGUUCCGAACGGCUACGGGGGACCUCCCGCCGCCCAUCGGACGGUGAACAGAAGAAGCAAGGUCAAUUGCCACUCUCGUUUGCAUCUUUGCACUCCAAUGCACCUCCCGCUCGGCGAGCAGCAUCUCCUACCGAGGGAAAGGGGAAACGAGCAACCUCCCCCCAGGCAGAUGAACUUGCCCCUUCAUCACCGCUAUCUCCCCCAUCGCGUAACACAAGCGCGGUCGAUAUAAGGAAGGCUUCUUCCCCUCCAAGUUCUCCAGUAGCGCCGGACUCUCAACUUAAUGGACAACCUGAUACAAGCAUCAUACCUCCGAUUAGCGUGCUCAUCGUUGAUGAUAAUCCAAUUAAUCAGACCAUUCUGUCAACCUUCAUGAGGAGGAAAAAGAUUAAGUAUGACGUGGCCAAGAAUGGAGAAGAGGCGGUGCAGAAGUGGGAGAAUGGCGGUUUUCACUUAAUUUUGAUGGACAUUCAAAUGCCUGUUAUGGACGGCAUACAAGCGACGAAAGAGAUUAGAAGAUUAGAGAGUUUGACAGCUUCUUCAGGCUACACUCCAGGCACACCCCUGUCUGACACACUUUCAGAAGGGGCAUUCUCCGAGUCUCGUGCUUCAGCAUCGCCCUACCGUUCCGCCGUCAUUAUCGUAGCUCUCACUGCCUCAUCCCUCCAGAGUGACAGAGUGGCAGCCCUUGCGGCAGGAUGCAACGAUUUCCUGACCAAGCCUGUGUCUUUGGAGUGGCUGAACAACAAGAUUAUCGAGUGGGGGUCGAUUAAGGCUUUGCAGAUGUGGGCUGACCUGCGGCCGGAGGUGGUGAAAACCAUCUCGACUGAGCAGACGGCUCAAGCCCAACUUGUGGCUCGUCUACUUCACGUUCCCGAGGGUCGAACGACUCCAAUCAGCUCUCUGAGCAGAUCGCCAUCGAAAGCUAGAGGAGACAAAAGCGAUCCCCUUCCGCUCAUAAUCAUGACACGGAUGAUACGGUCACCCAAUCUGAAUCUACGACUGCCAAGGAAGCGCACGCGCCGACAGGUAUUUUGUUCCCACCUGGAAUGCCGCUGGAUUUGGUUUAAUGUGUUUCACAAGAUGGGGAGGAAUACCAUGAAAGCUCAUCGGAAAGGUCUUAUGCCACUGCAAGUGAAACGUCAGCGAAUGCUUCCGAAUUCCAAGAUGCGCCGACAUCGCCUCAAUGACUACGUUGGGCGACCUUCGGAAGCUUUGCGAGGCUGGCCGCGCCUAUGGUCUUACCAUUAUAUCUGA
Molecule: messenger RNA, 3456 nt
Organism: Suillus subalutaceus
Lineage: Eukaryota; Fungi; Basidiomycota; Agaricomycetes; Boletales; Suillaceae
Exons: 11
Coding region: 1-3456 (1151 amino acids)
Biological process (GO): phosphorelay signal transduction system
Source: RefSeq, a predicted model, not a curated record